AUGCACAAAGCCUGGAGAAAUCACUGGAUCAGAGAGGUUAACAAUGAGGGGAGUGACCGGAACCUCCGCCGCAGAGCUGCGCGUAAUGAAGAGCAGUUUGGAAUAAUUCUCCAGCGGUCUUAUAAACGCAGAGACACAGAGAGAAUGGGAAUGGCAAGCGAGGAACUGCUCGUGACACUCCAGAUUUUACCUGGUUUCUUCUCAAACUGUCUCUUCCUCGCGCUCUACGACUCCGUGGUCCUCGUGAAGCGCGCGGUGUCGCUGCUCAGCUGCUCCCGGUCCGCUGGCUCCGGCGAGUGGCGCCGCAUGCUCACCUCCGAGGGGCUCCGCUCCAUCUGGAAUGGCUUCCUCCUGGACGCACACAAGCAGGUAAUACCUUCACAUUUUAUGAGGAUUUAUGAGUGAUUUAAAUUAAACCUUAAUAUGUAAAAGCUCCAAAUUGACAGUCAUAAAUCCAGCUUUCCAACAUGCUGCACAGUGUGAGAGGCACAUCUUCCACCGUGAAGGAGGGCGUCUUAACUUUCCCUGUUCCCAGAAGUACAUCGAUUGUAAUGUAAACGUUUUCUUGCUUUUUUAAAAAUAAUCUGAGGGAUCGAGGCAUUCCCUCACAGUUUUAUUUCAUUCCAACACCUUUUCCUGUGUCUGUUGUCAGACAGCAGUUUCAAGGUCUAAAUUUCCACACCAACAACCGACAGAGCUUCUUAACUGCACAUGAAGUCAUGAUGUUGUCAUCACAUAACAAAUAAUGGUAAUGCAACAGAUUAACGGGUGCAGCUGUCCUGCAGCCUUUAAGAGGAUAAACUUUCGUUUAACCUUAAAAAGUUCUCAUGGUUCACGUUCAGCCCGGAUGAGUUCAUUCAGUAAAAUCAAAGGGCGCUGUUUCCUGAUCAGAGCUUGUUUGCACCACCUGCUGUUUGCCUGAGUCUAAAUGAGUCUAUGAAACAGCAAUAUUAUGCAAUUCAUUCAGUUUGAGCGUGAAUAUAAAGCUACAGCACAAUUCACAGUGAUGUUUUCGAACGUGACCUGUGUCUUUCUAAACAUAAAAAAGUCACAGAAUCAUUCAGAUUGAUGGUGAGGCAGCAAUUUCUGGACCGCAAAUGUUAGUCACAUUGAAAAUCUGUUAUUCAGAGCAGAUCUAAAUGAUGAAUAUAUUUUAAUUUCAGUUAAGCUACUAACAAUGCAAGCCACAAAACUGACCAUGGAGCUCAACAGGAGGGCUGAAUGAUUUCCCUUCUUUUGAGUUCACUCUUUACUUCAUAACUUUUUAUGCCAUGAUGAAAAUAAACCAAGUUUUAAUCUUUUUAGAUUGUCAGUUGGCAGCCCCUAGGGUAAAAAUAAAAUAAAAAUAUUUUCCUGUCUUUAGAAAUAAAGCCAAUGAGCAAAGAGUGUCCGCUUGAAACUGGCCACAAAAUUAAGCUGCAAGCAACCUCGAAAACAAUGAAAAAUGAAAAUGUGUAUUCUUUUUCUUCUUCUUUUCUUCUUGGGUAUGGAUAACUAUGGAUAACCGACUGGCAGGCACAGUGUAGAUGUCAGUAAAAAGUUUAAAGGCCUCCUCUGUAACUCUCUGUGAGGUGGAGUCAGUUUGGCUUCAGGACGUCACAGAGACGUCUGUAGUGAAAACGCAACAGGGUGAAGCUGUAAUUGUGCUAUCCUGCCCAAUUUCAAGCUAAAUUAAUAUCUUGACUGUUAUCCUGGGGUCAUUUUGUCUCUUGAAUCCACUCAUACUGCAUUUAUUCAACUUGGUGCAAUUUACUCUGUGGUUUUCAUUGUAAUCUGCUCUCUAGUUAAAUUUCACAUCUGUCAUUUAAUUUAAGCGAAGAGCCCCUAAAGCCCUCAAAGGUGAUCCUUUUCUAUCUGGUGUGCAUCUCAAAAAAUAUAAUUUCUAAUCUAUAACUUGUAUUUUGUGUGAAAUAAAAGCUUCCAUGUUGUGUAUGCUCCAUCAAUAUACAUUAAAUAAUUCAGUUAUCUAUGUGAAAUAGUCGUUUGUUUGAGAAAACCUCUAAAUUAAAUGGCAAACCUUUCUGUGAGGAUUAAGACAUACCUGCCAACAUUUGGGUUAUAAAAUCAGGGAGACUUUUGUGGCGCACGCCUGGCAGUUUUGAGGUUACCACAAAGGGCCGGUGUGGCUGCAGGUUUUUCUUCCAACCAAGCAGCAGCACACCAGACUUGAUUCAUUUCAUCAGCUGAUCUCAGUUUUCAGACAGCUGAUUGGUCAGACUGCGUGCUCUUGAUUGGUUGGAAGAAAAACCUGCAGCCACACUGGCCCUUUGUGGAAUAGUUUGGACAUGCCUGCCUUAUAUGGUGGAUAGGAGCUAAUUAUGAGAGUAUUUGUAAUUUAGAUUGCUCAUUCAAAUAAGUAUAAGUGAAGCUGCACACUUAAUAAUAACAAAUGGUAAUAAAAUAAUAAUAGCUACGAUAUGCCUUGAACUUAUGUAGUCCACUAAUUUUGGUGUUAAAGUCCUCAUAUGUUUUGCAUGUUCUCCUGUAUAAAGCUCUCUGAACAUCUGUGCAUGCAAUACAGCACUCUUUUAUCCAAAGCUUCCCUGAACGCAUCAAUCCGAGACAGCGCAGGACUGUCAAUGUAAAUAUUAUAUCUCAUGUUUGUUUCCCUUUCGUUUAAGUUUUCAUUUUGAACAAACACUGCUUAAAUAAAGUUUACAGCUUAAACUGACCUGAAUCAUCCCAAAUUGUAAAGUAAAAGUAUCAAUCCAGUGUCUGUGAGGCUCAGCAGAAACACAUCCGAUUCAUGAAUGAACGUGGAUCAUGCAAACUACAGGAGAAUCCUGGGAGCAAUGACAAUAUGGGAGGUGGGUGGGAGAUAGGUCUGAAACACGGGAGCGUCCCGGGAGUGUUGGCAGGUAUGGAUAAGAUUUGCUCCCUACAACAAGCUUUACCUGAUCAAAGUUUAACAUGAUUCUCUGUAAUUACUAAUUGGUCAAAGUUUCAACACUUAUCUGCCACUAGGUGGGUCUGGGUAACACCUACUGCCACACAUGAUGGUUCAAGGUGGCUUAAGAAUGGCCGUUGUAUUUCUACAUGGGACUCAAUCUUUCCCCAUCUUGAAGUGGGUCUAUGUAAUCCAUCAAACAAUGAGUUUGGUCUAGACCUGCUCUUUUGGAAAGUGUCUUGAGAUACGAAUUGUUGUGAUUUGGUGCUAUAUAAAUAAAAAUUGAGUAGAUUGAUUGAUUGAUAAUGCCUGAGACUCAAUCUACAUAAGAGGUGGGUCCCCUCAGAUUGAUGGCGCCAUCGUGCACUGCGUGCACUACAGCAAUAAAAAACAGAGUAGACAAACUAGUGCCAUAUGCAUUUUUGCUGGAAGGCUGCCACCUUAAUGGAACCUGCUGAAAGAAAUAAGUAUUGUUGAUUAUAAAAAUCUUACAAAUGAAGGAAAACAACACAGGAACUUCUUAUCCUCAAAGGGCACCGUCACUUCAUUGAUGAGAGGGGGGCAAGGGAGCUCGACUGGGAUCUAAAAAUAUGAUCUACAGAUUUACUCUAGUCUCUGUUUUUACCUCCUCAGGUGAAACUCGGCGGCGAUGCACCGAACUCCAAACUAGUGAAGGUGCCUAAUGCUUCUAGGAGGACCACAAGUCUUGGUAGCAAGACCAAUGUGCCACCUGGAUCCUGGACUAUCAGUGAAGACGAGUGCCAUCUCCUGGAUUUUGAGUCGUCGGACCGACCCCUUGUGGUCAACUUCGGCUCGGCCACCUGACCCCCCUUCAUCAGCCACCUGCCAGCUUUCCGGCAGUUGGUAGAGGACUUCAGUGACGUGGCUGAUUUCCUUUUGGUGUACAUUGACGAGGCUCACCCGUCAGAUGGCUGGGUGGCCCCUCCUAUGGGCUCCUGCUCCUUCAACGUCCGGAAACAUCAGAACCUGGAGGAGAGGCUAGGAGCGGCACGUAAACUCAUCGAGCACUUUUCCCUGCCACCGCAGUGUCAGCUGGUGGCUGACAGUAUGGACAAUAAUGCCAAUGUGGCGUAUGGCGUGUCAAAUGAACGGGUGUGUAUAGUGCAGCAAAGGAAGAUCGCCUACCUGGGGGGUAAGGGGCCUUUUUAUUACAGUCUGAAGGAUGUGCGGCAGUGGCUGGAACACAGCUACGGCAAACGGUAG
Xyrichtys novacula (pearly razorfish) is the source of this 4111-nucleotide messenger RNA. NCBI's taxonomy places the organism in Eukaryota, Metazoa, Chordata, Actinopteri, Labriformes, Labridae. The record is from the annotation of a GenBank genome assembly.